AUGUUCACAUUCACGCCCCUUCUGGGGGCGCAAUUUUCGUCAUCGACAGCGUCACAAUCGAUUCUUGAGCUUGAAGGAGGAAUUAAAAUUCUCGUCGAUGUUGGAUGGGACGAGACAUUUGAUGUUCUGGAACUUGCGGAGCUAGAAAAACACAUUCCUACGCUCUCGUUGGUACUUUUAACUCAUGCUACGAUUUCGCACAUCGGCGCUUUCGCGCAUUGCUGUAAGAUUUUUCCGCUAUUCACGCAGAUUCCGGUUUAUGCUACCGGUCCGGUCAUCUCGCUCGGUCGAACGCUACUUCAAGAUAUGUAUACAUCGGCACCACUCGCUGCUACUUUCCUACCUAAAGCAUCGAUAUCUGAACUAGGAGCAUCCACAUCCGCAGCAUCAGCAGCCGUCGCAACAGCGUCUGCAGAAGGUGAUGACCAAAGCAGCAAAAAGCUUGGUACAACAGGGAGAAUACUGCUCCAACCGCCAACUGGAGAGGAAAUCGCUCGAUACUUCUCACUUAUUCAUCCGCUCAAAUAUUCACAGCCUCAUUCACCGCUUUGCUCGCCAUUUUCACCUCCGCUUGAUGGCCUGACCUUGACCGCGUACAGCGCUGGACACACCGUGGGAGGAACAAUAUGGCAUAUCCAACAUGGCAUGGAAUCUAUAGUCUACGCCGUGGAUUGGAAUCAGGCAAGGGAGAAUGUAGUUGCUGGUGCCGCUUGGUUUGGAGGUUCAGGCACCAGUGGCACUGAGGUCAUCGAACAGUUGCGUAAGCCCACUGCACUUAUCUGUAGUAGCAAAGGUGGAGAUAAGUUUGCACCACCUGGCGGUUUGCAUAAAAGAGAUGCCCUACUGUUCGAUAUGAUUCGCAGUAGUCUGGCAAAGGGCGGUUCUGUUUUGAUACCUACGGAUACUAGUGCGCGUGUUUUAGAACUAUCAUACGCACUAGAACAUGCCUGGCGGGAUGCAGCCGACUCUGCCGAUAGCGAAGAUGUGUUCAAGAAAGCUGAAUUAUACUUAGCCGGAAGAAAAGCGCACAGCACCAUGCGACUGGCCAGGAGUAUGCUGGAGUGGAUGGACGAAGGUAUAGUCAGAGAAUUCGAAGCCGUAGAGGGUGGUGACGCCGCGGCAGUUCGAGGUCAUAAAACAACCGACAGUCAGAAUCGCAAUGCAGGUGUGACCCGAGACAAACAAGGAACGAAACUAGGUCCGUUCACCUUGAAGCACUUGAAGAUUGUCGAGCAAAAAAGAAAAUUGGAGAAGGUUCUCGCAGAUGGCAUUCCUAAAGUUAUUAUUGCCUCGGAUACAUCGCUAGACUGGGGAUACUCGAAGGAAACCUUCCGCACUCUUGCACAAGGCUCACAGAACUUGAUUCUCCUGACCGAGACACUUCCGAUCCGCUACCAGACCGAUGACCCAGAGCAGCCUGAUAAGAUGACUCUUGGACGGAUGAUAUGGCGCUGGUAUGAAGAGCGAAGGGAUGGUGUGGCUAUGGAGACAGCUUCCAACGGAGAGCUGCUUGAGCAGAUUCAUUCGGGCGGACGAGAAAUCUCUAUCGUCGACGUAGAGCGAGCAGCGCUUGAUCCGGACGAGCAGGUGCUUUACCAACAAUAUCUCGCAACACAGAGACAAAUACAGAAUACAUCACAGGGACGAGGCGAUGCGAACUUGGACAGCACAGCUGACGCUCUAGAUGAUGGGGCUAGCUCGACAUCGUCUGAAGAUUCUGAGUCUGAGCAACAAGGAAGGAUUUUGAACUUUUCAACAUCGUUGGCACAUACUAAUAGGAAUAAAAUCGGAGUGAGAGACGAGGAUCUUGGUGUUAAUAUUCUUCUGCGACGGAAGAACGUAUUCGAUUAUGAUGUUCGCGGAAAGAAAGGACGUGAGCGCAUGUUCCCUUAUGUUGCUCCUAAGAAACGUGGAGAUGAAUAUGGAGAAUUCAUUCGACCCGAGGAGUAUUUGAGGGCGGAAGAACGUGAAGAAGCGGAUGCGCAGCAGCGAGAAUCUGGACCACAAAGCGAGAUGAAGCUUGGGCAAAAGCGCAAAUGGGACGAGAUAGGGCUAAACAGCCGACGACUAUCCGGCGGUGCACACAAACGUCAAGAGAUGUCUCCAGAUGGGGCUUUAGGAGGUGAUAUUGGAGGCAUACGUGAAGACUUGUCAAUGGGCAGCGACGGUCCAGAAUCUGAAUCUGAAAACGAGGUUGACGAACAACCAUUUGAAGGGCCGGCUAAGACAGUAUAUCAAUAUUCUACGGUAACCGUGAGUGCACGUAUCGCAUUUGUUGACUAUAUGGGUCUGCAUGAUAAGCGAAGUCUGGAGAUGCUGAUCCCUCUCAUUCAACCUCGCAAGCUUAUCCUUGUUGGUGGCAUGAAAGAGGAAACAGCAAGUCUUGCAGCUGAAUGUCGGCACCUACUCGCUGGGAAAGAUGUAGGAGACCGAUCUGCUGUUGUUGACAUCUUCACACCAAAGAAUGGCGAGUCGGUUGAUGCCAGUGUGGAUACUAAUGCCUGGGUCGUGAAAUUGAGUAACAACCUGGUAAGACGACUCAAGUGGCAACAUGUGAGAAGUCUUGGUGUUGUAGCUCUCACCGCCCAGCUCAGGCCGCCGGAAAUAGUCUCGGUCGAGGACGAGGUCACCGAGUCAAUAAGCAAGAAACAAAAGCUCAUAGAAACCGAGCCAGAUGCCGUCUCAACCCCUCAAGAUGGAGUGCAUGACUCGUCGAUCUCGAAGGCAGAUGCAUACCCUAUUCUAGACGUGCUACCAGCCAGUAUCGCAGCUGGAACGCGCUCUAUGGCUCGUCCGCUCCAUGUAGGCGAUCUUCGACUUGCCGACCUGAGAAAACUCAUGAUAGCCGCAGGAUACAAAGCAGAAUUUCGCGGCGAGGGAACUCUGCUUAUUGACGGUAUGGUUGCGGUUCGCAAGUCAAGUACGGGCACUAUUGAAGUUGAGGCUGCAGUGCAGUCCUCUGCAUCAGACCGUAGGGGGCAGGCUGGCAGUUUCCUUGCUGUGAAACGUAAGAUUUAUGAAGGUCUUGCGGUUGUUGCUGGUGGCUGA
This is a messenger RNA of Talaromyces marneffei, 3048 nucleotides long. RefSeq lists its product as uncharacterized. Gene Ontology annotation, biological process: mRNA 3'-end processing by stem-loop binding and cleavage. Lineage: Eukaryota; Fungi; Ascomycota; Eurotiomycetes; Eurotiales; Trichocomaceae. Gene Ontology annotation, cellular component: mRNA cleavage and polyadenylation specificity factor complex. The transcript is spliced from 2 exons. The record is from RefSeq and is a predicted model, not a curated record. The coding region runs from base 1 to 3048 and encodes 1015 amino acids. Gene Ontology annotation, molecular function: RNA binding.